UUCUUUUUCCCGUAUAAUUGACUAUAGUAUGGUAUUUUUACUGCCUAAUUAACUGUUCUCAAUCAAUUUGAUUUUAUAUACUGUAUAUUGAACGAAUAGUUAACAACAUUCAGCACAGUUAAUUUCCAUCUUUAUAGUUAGCUGAAACAAUGGUUAUCUCAAUCGGUUUGGAAGGAAGUGCAAACAAGAUAGGAGUAGGGAUAGUGCGGGAUGGUGAAGUAUUGUCCAACCCCCGACGCACCUACUGUGCUCCCACGGGUCACGGUUUCUUACCACGUCACACCGCGCAACAUCACCGAGACAAUAUCCUCAAACUAGUCAAACAGGCUAUCGAUGAAGCAGGUGUAUCAAUACCAGAUAUAGACUGUGUGAGUUAUACUAAAGGACCGGGGAUGGGAGCGCCGCUAGUCAGCACUGCAAUUGUAGCGCGCACUCUGGCGCAACUCUGGAACAUUCCUCUCAUGCCUGUUAACCAUUGUAUCGCUCAUGUUGAGAUGGGGAGACAGGUAACAGGUGCAGAUAACCCCACAGUACUCUACGUGUCGGGAGGCAAUACACAGGUUAUCAGUUACAUGAAUCAGAGAUACAUGAUAUUCGGUGAAACCCUGGAUAUAGCUGUCGGCAAUGCUCUGGACAGGUUUGCCAGAGUGUUGAAGUUGAGUAACGACCCCUGUCCUGGAUACAACAUUGAGCAGCUUGCUAAACAGGGAAAAAAGUUUAUUGAGCUACCUUACUGUGUCAAAGGAAUGGAUGUCAGCUUUUCUGGACUGUUAUCGCACAUUGAAGGGACUGCUGUAAAGAUGCUUGCGGCAGGAGACUGCACUAAAGCUGAUCUUUGUUAUUCUUUACAGGAAACAGUGUUCGCGAUGCUGGUGGAGAUAACCGAACGAGCGAUGGCACAUACCAGGUCAAAACAAGUUCUAGUUGUGGGUGGAGUUGGCUGUAACUUGAGGCUCCAGGAAAUGCUCGCUGUCAUGGCACAAGAGCGAGGUGCCAGUCUAUGUUCGACAGACGACAGAUAUUGUAUCGAUAAUGGCGCAAUGAUAGCACACACAGGAAACUUAAUGUUUGUUCACAACAUGGAUACUUCAAUAGAGAAGUCAGGGAUAACUCAGAGAUUCAGGACUGAUGAAGUUCAUAUUGCGUGGAGGGAUUAAUAAAAGGAAGAAGACCACUAUGAGGAAACACGAGAGUCAGCCAGUCCUUUCCACUCAGAAAACUACCGUUAUACCACUUCGCAGGAGUCGCUCCUCUGGUUCCAUGGACUUCGCCACAGCACCUAGAGUCAAAUCCUUCACUACCAACAAUGGUGUCUCACUAGAACCUUUCAUUCUCCCUCCCUCCACCCCCAUUAGAUUGACUCUUCUUCCCACUACACUUGUUCGGGCAAACUACAGACAAUCCUUCACUUCUGUCACACGGAAACGGAUAACACGUGGAUGUCAAAGCUUUGUGAGGAAAAUGUACCACCCAAGAUCAUUACCAAACCCUCCGAAAAGACAUAGUGACACUACACUGAUGAACGGAACAUUUAGACGCAGUUUGCCUGAGCUCAGCAGCAACUCUGUUAUGAUGUAAUUUUAUUGAAUAAUUUAUUGAUGUAUUUAAUUUUAUUCUUACAAAUUUCCGUAAA
Messenger RNA from Bolinopsis microptera, 1633 nucleotides. RefSeq names its product tRNA N6-adenosine threonylcarbamoyltransferase-like. Gene Ontology annotation, biological process: tRNA threonylcarbamoyladenosine modification. The transcript is spliced from 8 exons. NCBI's taxonomy places the organism in Eukaryota, Metazoa, Ctenophora, Tentaculata, Lobata, Bolinopsidae. Gene Ontology annotation, cellular component: EKC/KEOPS complex; cytoplasm. The coding region runs from base 150 to 1157 and encodes 335 amino acids. The record is from RefSeq and is a predicted model, not a curated record.